Molecule: messenger RNA, 2169 nt
Organism: Somion occarium
Lineage: Eukaryota; Fungi; Basidiomycota; Agaricomycetes; Polyporales; Cerrenaceae
Source: the annotation of a GenBank genome assembly
CCGCUGGCGACCACACCUCCUUGGGAUAAGGAAACCUAGAACCUCCGCCCUACAUAGUACCACAAGCUUCAAUGACACGCUACGAAAAUAGAGGGAGACCACGAACCAUUGUAAUGAAUAUCCGCCGAGAGGAAAGUCGAGGUUGAGAUGAUAGGUGUGAAUUUCGCUAGGCGCCGUCCGGCUCCCCGAAACACAUGUCCGGGUUCUGGGUUACUUCUAUCCCCAACCACACAAAUGCUACCGCCGCUCUUCGACAAUGCUUCAUGCAGUGGUCAACUUCUUUCGUGAACGGAAACAUGGGCUUACACGAACCGCGACAUAUCUCGGGGGUGCAUAUCUUGCUGGUCGAUAUGUGGUCGGACAACUGGAAGAAGUGCGAGAGAAGGUGAUGCAGGAACGGCUGGCCAGAGAGAAGUAAGUUUUGAGAAUCUACGACGUCGCUUUGAACAGAACCAACAAGAUACCUUGUUCACCAUUAUGGCUCUCCUUCCAACGCUUGGAGGCCUUAUACUGGAUGGUAUGGACGUUGAAGGUAUCACACAGGAACUGCAGUCUCAGUCUAGGGCCUCAAAGUCUUCUUCCGAAGAGAAUGUUGCUCUCCCGCAACUUCCUCGGGCUGCGCCCCAAGACGGCCAGGAGCACGAUACCCGUUCUGAAAAUGGCUCUGUUUCCGUGAUCUCAGCACCUGGCCAAGAGGACAGUGCUACAUCCUCUGAACUUGCUGCAUCCUCCAACAGCUGGGUGGACCAGUUCUCUUCAGUGGCCUCCUCGCAGGGAUUGAAUAACCAAACGCCGUCGAGCGCUGACUCCAACGCUCGUUCUGAAUCCCCAAAGUCCAAUGUCGGGAGCAACUUGUCAGAUUCUAUCAUGACAGAUAGUUCAGCAGUCAGCUACGACAAUGCUUUAGUGCAGCCAACAGGACAACCUACCUUGCAAGUCCCUAAAACCAAAGCUGAAUUAUGGCGUGAGGUCAAGAUGCUCACCUUCACACGGACGCUUACCAUACUAUACUCGACUACCUUGCUAUCAUUAUUCACACAUAUCCAGCUUAGCAUCCUAGGUCGAUCCAAGUACAUCCAAUCAAUUGUGCAACUCGCGCAUGAUGAACGUAUGCGUGAGCAAUGGCAGGAUAGCAUGUCACUCACUUCUUUGCUUUGGGGCGGUUCGGACAUGGAGGGUCUGCCGACGGAAGACGAUAUGCAAGAAGUGGAGGUCAUUACCGAGGAAACCGAGAGGAAGUAUCUGACUCUUAGUUGGUGGAUUCUUCACGUAGGCUGGAAGGAUGUUGGCGAAAGGGUGCGAAAAGGCGUUGAAGAAGUGUUUGAGAGUGUUUCUCUCAAGACCAAGUUCAGCGCAAAUGAGCUGUUCGGACUUGUCAGUGACGUCCGUCGUAGGGUUGAAUUUGAGGUGACAUUUGAAGGCAAGGAGCGCCGAAUAAACUUCGCGUCAACCCUCCUUCCUCCUACGCCUGAGACCCUGCAUCACGUUCUCUUACAAGGCGGCAUCCCAUCACGACAAGCGUCCGCACCUGAUGCCACCUUCCAGAGUCUCCUUGCAGAGACUCGCACUCAUCUGACAUCGGCUUCUUUCGAGAGAGUGCUCGAGGUUUGCUUGGAUCGAGCGACAGAUAUGCUGUUCGAUGAUCUUGAAAAGAAUGUAUUUCACGAAAACGAACCAAAGAGUGGUAUAACCGGUUGGGAAGAAGCAACAGCUUCCCUGGGGCCAGAAACGAAAGUUCGCUUGGCUGGCAUGUUGCCCGGACUGGCGAGAUGGUGUCACUCGGCGGUAGAAGGCUUACCAAACGAGUUGGUUGAUGUAUGUUCUACUUUCCUUACUUUGAGAGUGCUCGUCCUGAUGAUCCGUUGUGUCACCUUGUAGGGCCUGGGUAGUGUUCGAGAAGUUAAUGCGUUCUCUGCUAUUAUCUAUUCAAGUUACGAAGAUCGCUUUCGUUAAUAUGAUUCCAUCUACAUGAAGUCUGAAUCUUUGAAUGCUGGGAAAGUCCCUAGCCUAUGGUACUACCUGUCUAACGGUCUGAGAAAGUUGCGUCAUAUUGAGUCAGUACGGUUCCGAGGCGCAGACCACAGCUUUAGCCGCGAGAGUUUUGCUUGUAUUGGCAAGACAACUUGAUAUAGCAUUCGAUGCUGGGGACAGAACGCAUCAGUAUUUAAG